Gaeumannomyces tritici R3-111a-1 is the source of this 755-nucleotide messenger RNA. RefSeq lists its product as hypothetical. The transcript has 4 exons. Bases 133 to 654 code for a protein of 173 amino acids. NCBI's taxonomy places the organism in Eukaryota, Fungi, Ascomycota, Sordariomycetes, Magnaporthales, Magnaporthaceae. The record is from RefSeq and is a predicted model, not a curated record.
CUUUUUUUUCGAACCGGACUUCUUGGGGACUCGCGCCCCAGGAAGUCCCGUCCCCGCCUGGGUGCGGUUUGUACGUUUGAGUCCUUGUGACUCAAGACUUGUGGUCUUGACACUUGCGGUUUUGGCCUGCACAUGCUUGACAAGGGACAAGAAGCCUGGGUCCUCAAGAAGGAGGAAGGCAAGGCGGACAAAAAGCCUUACACAGCCCUAAGGACGAUUCAAAGCUCAUCGCCGACGGCGAUCGAUGCUCACGAUGUCUGCAGAUACAAAAAAAAGCUCUUCAGCGGCAUUCCGACCGCCACGGCCACCACGGCCACCACCACGAGCACGACCAGGAAGCGCAAGUCCUCCGCCAAGGCAUCUGAGCUGGCGCCCGAAUCUUCUUUCAGUUUCGACACCACAAACCUUUCGUCGGCUUCACCGUUUCUCGCCUGGCUUAUCUCCUGCCCUCGGUUGCUCUACAGGAGGAUUGCCGCUCUAGCACAGCCAUCUGGACUAAUAUCCGAGACCCUGUUGCGUUUCUCCAAUACGAUCCCACCACGGAGCUCCCUGCUGGGCAAGACAAUCUCGGAGCACCUGGCAGCUCUGCCGUGUGGAUUCUCUGUCACAGACUGGUGCGAGGAAGCAUAUGAGUUUCAAUGCUGGUCGCAGUAAGGGCGAGGUUGGUUGGGCUUGGGGAUUCAUGAUGUCACUUAGUUGUAGACGAGGUAGCCACCGUACUUCUUGAGCGUAGCUGAGCUCUCCACUCUAUAUUG